UUUAAUAACAGGCUAGGCAGCAGUGAUAGAGAUAGAAGAUCAACCACGAGCCACUGUCUUGACCUUUAUAUAACCACUGCCACCAUGGCCUCUCAAGAGAUGGACAACACAGACCCCUCAACUAUAUCUGGAGCCACUCUAGAGAAAGCUAAAAGGGAGUUGAAUGAGGACCCUGGGAAGAGGGUAGAGCUCAUACAAGAGCUGGGGAGACAAAUCACGGAAGCUGAGGCUGCAACAGAUGACCUCAAGUUUACACGCAAAGACAAUAAAUUUCUACUCUGUUUCCUGCGAGCUCGGAAGUUUGAUGUGGAGAGAGCACUUCAGUUGUAUAUAAACUACCACAAGUAUCGGGUCAAGUAUGCACACCUCCUCACUGACUACAAUGCCAAAAGCGUAGAGCAUAUUCUCAACUCUGGAUUUUUUGGAGUACUGGACCAGCCAUUGAAUGAUGGGUCCAAGUGUUUAGUGUUUUUACCAGGAAGAUAUGAUAUUCACAACAUUCCUGUUAGCAGCUUGCUUAAAGCAGCCCUACUGGUAAUGGACAAGCUGAUAGAAGAUGAAGAAACACAGGUUCAUGGAUUGUCACUGUUACAGGAUCAGGAGGGAGUCUCCUUCAGUCAUGUCAUGACUCUAGUGGGAACUGAAGUUAUGAGGAAAGCUAUUCUUGUGGAAAUGGUCCAGGAUGCUUUCCCCGUGAGAUUCAAGAGCUGUCACAUGAUUCGACAGCCCUGGUACUUCAGCUUUGUCUACACGCUCAUAAAGCCGUUCCUGAAACAAAAGCUGCGAGACAGAAUUCAGCUACAUGGUUGGGAUGUGGAGGCCCUUCACGAUCAUGUUGACCCCAGUGACCUCCCCGAGGAAUUCGGGGGAGAGCAACCACCUCUACCCACUGGAACACUCACUAAACUAUUCCCAGGAGAACUGUAGUCAUUUAAUUUAUGGAGCUGGUCUCUCAUAUUUUAAUCAUUUUUUAAGUUUUUAAACUUUUUUUUAUGGUGUGUACGUGUACAUUCUUGCUAACAUGGAAUUAAAAU
This is a messenger RNA of Halichondria panicea, 1034 nucleotides long. RefSeq names its product retinaldehyde-binding protein 1-like. Bases 85 to 927 code for a protein of 280 amino acids. Lineage: Eukaryota; Metazoa; Porifera; Demospongiae; Suberitida; Halichondriidae. Gene Ontology annotation, cellular component: membrane. Gene Ontology annotation, molecular function: phosphatidylinositol bisphosphate binding. The transcript is spliced from 5 exons. The record is from RefSeq and is a predicted model, not a curated record.